Messenger RNA from Elgaria multicarinata webbii, 956 nucleotides. RefSeq names its product VPS29 retromer complex component (gene VPS29). The transcript has 4 exons. The record is from RefSeq and is a predicted model, not a curated record. Lineage: Eukaryota; Metazoa; Chordata; Lepidosauria; Squamata; Anguidae. Bases 113 to 661 code for a protein of 182 amino acids. Gene Ontology annotation, biological process: retrograde transport, endosome to Golgi; intracellular protein transport. Gene Ontology annotation, cellular component: endosome; retromer complex.
UGGUUUUUGGCUCAGCCUCGGCUUCCGUAGCUCCUGUUUCCGGACUUCGGGUUUGGCACACCGGAAGCGGCGGAAAGAAGGGGCUGAAGUAGCGGCGCUGAGGGGGGCCAAGAUGUUGGUGUUAGUGUUGGGAGACCUUCAUAUCCCGCACCGCUGCAACAGCCUGCCAGCUAAAUUCAAGAAAUUGCUGGUUCCAGGAAAGAUUCAGCACAUUCUCUGCACUGGAAACCUCUGCACGAAGGAGAGCUAUGACUACCUCAAGACCCUGGCUGGUGAUGUCCAUGUAGUUAGAGGGGAUUUUGAUGAGAACUUGAAUUAUCCUGAACAGAAGGUUGUAAGUGUUGGGCAGUUUAAGAUCGGGCUGAUUCAUGGGCACCAGGUCAUCCCUUGGGGGGACGUGGCCAGCCUGGCAUUACUGCAAAGGCAGUUCGAUGUGGACAUCCUCAUUUCAGGGCACACACACAAAUUCGAGGCAUUCGAACAUGAAAACAAGUUCUACAUCAACCCUGGAUCGGCGACAGGAGCCUACAGUGCUUUGGAAAACAACAUCAUUCCUUCGUUUGUGUUGAUGGAUAUCCAGGCAUCCACUGUCGUCACUUAUGUCUAUCAGCUGAUUGGCGAUGACGUGAAAGUAGAAAGAAUCGAGUACAAGAAAUCUUAAAGCAAGUUGCUCAGCCUGGGUCUCCUCUGGUCUCUUUUCUUCUUCUUUUUUUGCAGUAUGCACCCAAAGGUCCACCGUGUUUGCAAAAUUAUUAGCUUACAAAAUGACUCCUCUUACCUUAUUGUAGACCACUAAGUUCACAGUACUUGACUUCUACAAAGUCUGCCUUGGCUUGACUCUUUCCUUUGCCUAAAAAUGGUUCAUGCUUGUAAAUACCGUUCAAAGUGCACAGCGCCGUCCUGUCUGUUCACAUGAACUAUUCCCCGUCUUGUAAUAAACACUCAUUUAACUUUAA